GGGGUCGGUAGAUUCCACGUCGACGAGCCGGACCGAUGGGAGCGCCGCGACGAGUUCCCAGUGAGAAUCAUAACCGCAGAGGUAGCAGAGCUUCUCAACCUGCUCCUUGAAAUGGGAAAUCGCCCGUCCCUGACCAGCCUCUGGGCGUCCGCGUACACCCGCUCGUCUUCGCGGCCUGUGGACAUGGUCUUCAGCUUGAUGGAUCUGCUGGGUGUCAACUUGGACGUAUCUCAGUUUCACCAGGACGAGAGGACGAAGGCGACGAUACGGUUGAUACAAGAGGUGAUGAAACGGGGACGCGGGAGGGCUACCUGGCUUUACAUCGCGCCUUGGGUCAAGCCCUCGGGCGAGAUUUCCACGCUGCCUGAGAUGCCUGAGACCAGCGAGAGCGGUCGCGCGUAUUUCCAGACGAGCGGGGGUAAAGUGCUGGCUAUGAAAGCAUUCACUGCAGAGCGAGCCUGGCGGUCGGUGGGCCUGCCCAGUCCGGUACCUACGGGCAAAAUGACCGAUUCCGGCUACUUCGUUUUUUCCGCCAAGGCUGCGCUGGUCAGUCUCGAGGAUCGAGAGAAUGCAGAGAGCUGGCGGAGGAAACACAUGAGAGCGUACGAUGACCGCGAGACGUGGGCCAUUGUGAUCGGGAGAAUCAGAAACAAGAAUCGCAACCCCGAGACGUGGGAGAUCGAGCCUAUAUCAGACGGAGAACCCAGGCGGGAGGGGGUGUAUGAGCUAACGAUGAUGCUCGUAGAAAAACAUAAAGUUAACCUUUAUCAUCGUGUGGGCAUGGAGAAGGAAAUGGACGAACGCAUCACUGCUGGCUGGGACUGGAAAUACAGAGAAUUUUGUAUCGGCGGACCAGGCCGGGGGGAACGAGUGAGAUUUGGGGCUUUUCCCGAAGGUCCUAAGUACUUGCAGUCGUUUGUACCUCACUCUAUGACACCGUCGUUCGUGGGUCAGUGACUUUCGCUGCAUCAGAAAACUCACAGACAUUAGUUUGAAUCAAUAAUCACCACUCCGUUUGAUUGC
Molecule: messenger RNA, 1023 nt
Organism: Heterobasidion irregulare TC 32-1
Lineage: Eukaryota; Fungi; Basidiomycota; Agaricomycetes; Russulales; Bondarzewiaceae
Exons: 1
Coding region: 112-957 (281 amino acids)
Source: RefSeq, a predicted model, not a curated record